Messenger RNA from Labrus mixtus (cuckoo wrasse), 2032 nucleotides. It is a transcript of the gene rnf115a, whose product is annotated as ring finger protein 115a. Gene Ontology annotation, biological process: positive regulation of DNA-templated transcription; ubiquitin-dependent protein catabolic process; protein ubiquitination. The coding region runs from base 18 to 1040 and encodes 340 amino acids. The record is from RefSeq and is a predicted model, not a curated record. The transcript is spliced from 9 exons. NCBI's taxonomy places the organism in Eukaryota, Metazoa, Chordata, Actinopteri, Labriformes, Labridae. Gene Ontology annotation, cellular component: nucleoplasm; cytoplasm. Gene Ontology annotation, molecular function: ubiquitin protein ligase activity.
CGGCGUAGCCGCGGUGCAUGCCGGGCUGGAGGCGGACAGCUGUCUUCAGUUUGUGGAGGACCGACGUCAGUGUUUGUGCUGCUCUGGGGAAGAUGGCGGAGGCUGCGGCUGUUCCACCGCAUCGGUUUUUCUGUCACUGUUGUAAGGGAGAAGUGAACCCAAAACUCCCGGAGUACAUCUGUCCGAGGUGUGAAUCAGGGUUCAUAGAAGAAGUAACGGAGGACUCCAGUCUCCUGGAGGGUGGUGCUAACGGGAUAGAUGACACAGCCACACAGUUUGCAGAGCUAUGGCACCUGUUGUUACUGGAGCGGCCAUUCACAACAGACGGCGACACACCCGACUCAGAACCUCGGCUCCCUGGAGGCCGCUUGGGGAGCCUCAGUGACCUGGGGGGUUUGGGAGGGGGACCAAUCGGGGGAUCGGUCCCAGCAGGGCUGGGGGGGCCAAUGGGGGGUCUACUAGGAGCUGGGGAACACUGGGGACCAGGGCGUCCCCCUCGCCUGCACAGCCAGAGGAGAUACCGGUCCAGAGGCAGCAGUAGACCAGACCGCUCGCCUGCUGUUGAAGGGAUUGUACAACAGUUUCUUGCUGGACUCUUUGCCAACUCUGGAGUCCCUGGCUCCCCUCCCCUGUCAUGGACGGGGAUGCUACACUCUAACCCAGGAGAUUACGCAUGGGGACAGGGCGGGUUAGAUGCCGUGAUAACGCAGUUACUAGGUCAGUUGGAGAACACAGGGCCUCCUCCAGCAGAGAAAGAGAAGAUCUCUUCUCUCCCAACUGUCAAUAUCUCUCAGGAACAAGCAGACUGCUGUAUGGAAUGUCCAGUGUGCAAAGAGGAUUUUGCAGUGGGAGAGCCAGUCAGACAGCUUCCCUGUAACCACUUCUUUCAUUCAGAUUGUAUAGUACCAUGGCUGGAAAUGCAUGACACAUGUCCAGUGUGUAGGAAGAGUUUGAACGGUGAAGACAGCAGCAGCCAGCCUCUCUCAGAGUCCCCCUCCCUCUCCAUGGAUCCCCGCACACAGGAGAGAUGGUCCUUCUGAGACACCCACCUGUGUCAUCCCUCGCUCCUCCUCGCCCACAUCCAACAACACACAGAGAAGACUACCGCUUCUCACUUCCCUCUUUUCAUCUCCGUUGCAGUCAUAAUCAUCUCGGUCUGAUAUUUGUUUUUUUUUGUAUUUUAAUUUUUUAUUUUGAUGCCUUUUUCCUCGACCAUGUAUACAGAACCCGUUCAGACGUCUUAACAGCCACCUGAGGUCUGCUGGAUCUCUCUUCUUCUUUUUUUUUGCCUUGUUACAAACCAGCCUAGAUUGAUCAUGAUCAAGCCCAUGUCUUCUCUACUUCCACUUCAAGAAAACUCCUUUUACUAUCUUUUCUGAAAUGCACUGCUGCGAUACACUAUUGUGAGGAAAUGCCAGACUUGAUAUCAUACACCAUACCCUCUUUACUCAAAUAGCUCAAACCUGCAACUGAGCCCUGAAAGGCCAAAAGAUGUACAGUCAGGGUCACUUAAACUCUUGGCAUUUACAUGGUUUGACAACAAGAACCGUUAGACCCCUGCAAUAAAUGUAACAUUUAUGAAGGGGUUACUAAUGCUUAAGUUUUGAGAUUUUUUCACAGAUAUUGCUGUUUAAUGCUCACACUGAAGCUGCAACAUCCAAUGGAAGCAAGGGAUUGCUUACACUCUCCAGCACCAUGAAAAAAUACUGGCAUACCAGUAAGGGAAUAUAAAAAAUAUAUAUAUAUGGAUCUCGGUCAAUUAACAAAAACAUGAAACCUACUCUCACUGGUGUAUAUAUAACAGAUGGCAGCCCUCAUUUUAUUCCUCUGUUUAUGAUUGUCCUUUGUUUCACAUUUUUAUCACUUCUUUCUUUUUGAUGUAAAUAAUUUUAGUCCAACAACUUAUGGUUUGCAAAGGAAAAAAAACAAUGAGAAUGGAGACACAAAUGUGAAAUACCUGGUUAUUGAACUGUAUAUUAUAUAUAUGAAAAAUGUCUAUGAUGUAUUAAUAAAUUGACAAAAAAAAAAAACA